Molecule: messenger RNA, 8144 nt
Organism: Schistocerca serialis cubense
Lineage: Eukaryota; Metazoa; Arthropoda; Insecta; Orthoptera; Acrididae
Gene: snama
Product: E3 ubiquitin-protein ligase RBBP6
Exons: 21
Coding region: 194-7102 (2302 amino acids)
Biological process (GO): mRNA processing; ubiquitin-dependent protein catabolic process; protein ubiquitination
Cellular component (GO): nucleus
Molecular function (GO): ubiquitin protein ligase activity; zinc ion binding; nucleic acid binding
Source: RefSeq, a predicted model, not a curated record
UUAAAGUAUUAUGAACUCUUGUUUUUUGUUUUCAUACUUCCGAUAAGUUCACGUAUGAGUCAAUAUCUAGUAAUGAUUUGAUUGGCGUUGUUGUUUUGUGACGUCAGUGGUUUUGUGUAUGUUCGUCAUUGCAAGAAACUUUUUUUGUUGUUAGAAGUGACACGUAGGCUAUUGUUGAUGAUAUGAAGAUAUCAUGUCUGUUCACUAUAAAUUUAAAUCUGCCCUUGAGUAUGAUACCGUCACAUUUGAUGGCCUUCAUAUCUCAGUACGAGACUUAAAAAAGGCAAUUCUUCACCAGAAGAGAAUUGGGAAAAACACAGAUUUUGACUUGCAGAUCACAAAUGCUCAAACGAAAGAGGUUUAUGUGGAUGAAAGUGCUCUUAUACCAAAAAACACAUCGUUAAUUGUUGCGCGGGUCCCACUAACUGCUCAGCAGAAGAAAGCUUGGGACCGCGCUGAAGCAGCUCAGCCUCUUCCAGCCUUGACAAAAGUGCAGAUCGAGCCCUUGACAGAUGGACAAGAUCCAGGUGUGAGCAAGCUAGCAAAGGCUGUUGAUCUAUCAAGCUUGGAUGCUAGUGAAGAAGACAAAAUCCAGGCAAUGAUGACACAGUCAACACAGGACUACAACCCAUCAAACUACAUGAAAAUUCGCGGUGCAAAUCAGAUGGGGGAAGUUCCUUCAAAUUAUCGUUGUUACAAAUGUCAUCAGCCUGGGCACUGGAUAAAGAACUGUCCUUUAGGCACAAACUUGGAACCAAUUGAAAUAAAAAAGAGUACUGGCAUUCCUCGUAGUUUUAUGGUUCCAGUUGAGGGACCAAGCGUACCUGGGGCCAUGAUGACACCAACAGGACAUUUUGCUGUACCAGCAAUAGAUCAUCAGGCGUACAAGGAAGGGAAGAAAGAGAAGCCACCAUUUCAGCAUGAACCAGAACCUAUUAUUCAGAAACCAGAAAUACCAGAAGAUUUACAAUGCUCUGUUUGUAAAGAUUUGCUAACAGAUGCUGUCAUGAUACCAUGCUGUGGCAAUUCAUUUUGUGAUGAAUGUAUCCGUACUGUACUCCUGGAGUCAGAAGAGCAUGAAUGUCCUGACUGUAAAGAAAAGGAUGUGUCACCAGAUACACUUAUUCCUAAUAGAUUUCUACGUACUGCUGUUAAUAACUUUAAGAAUGCAACAGGAUAUAACAAGAUAAACAGUAACUUGAGGCCUCUUGCGCCUCAUAGGCCACCACCUAACUUGCAGCCUAUGAAGCCUCCACUGGUUGCUGUUCAAACAUCAUCAUCAUCACCUUCGGUUGAAACAAUGGGGCAGGCAGUGCCAGUAAUUGGAGGUAUACCUCCGUCGUCAUUGCAGCAGGAGCCACCUCCAGAUUUCACCUCUGCUGCUUCUGACUCCCAUGAAUCUACAAUGGAAGAUGCUGCUCCACAGACAGUAACAGGGGCAUUGAUUGUUGUCCAAACUUGUGAGGCAACCAGCACAAUACCUGUGCUUGGGGCAACAACGCAGGAGUCAUCUACUUCAGCAGAGCAACGAACACAUUCAGUGAGAGAGCCCAUUGUACAUACAGAGACAACACAACCGUUGGCCCGCCCAGAGAUUCCAAUACAGCGACCAAUCACAACCACAUCAGUGACAGGAGCAGUGACUGCAGAAAGCAGGCAUCGUUCAGCUUCAGUGCAGCCUUCUGUAACCCCAGUUACAUCACUUGAAGGACAGCAGUCUUGUGUCCAUGAUGCAAAUGCGGGGUCAGUGAUAGCUGCAGAAUCUGGUGCACAAGCCAUCCCAUCAACUAUAGCUCCAUUAAGCUCAAAACCGAAGUCUACAUCACAGCACCAGGUGUUGGAAACAAUUCCUACUGCUUCAGCUAGUAAAUCUCGCUAUCCAUCUAGUCAAAGACGGUCUGUAGAAGAGCGACCUGGGACUCCCACCAUCGAUGAACAUACGUCAGAAACCACCACCCAUCCACCUGCUGCUGCAUUGCCAGAUACAUCAGUACCACCACCAAACUUUCCUCCAGGAGAAGAACAGCCACAGUCUACAUCAACUCAGCAACCACCAACCAACUAUAGUCACAUUCAGACAGUUGGUUCUAGAUCACGUGGACCCUCAGUAUUUAGGCCGGACCACCCGUUUCCACCACAGCAUCGGCUUGGUGGCCAAACAGUGGAACACAUGCAUCCACGCCUUAUGCCAGUGCCAACAUCAGAUCACAGUAGAAACUUCCAUUCUCGGCCACCACACGUCAGUCAGCCAGCACCUGCUGGUGGUUUCCCUCCUCGUGUUCCACCACCUAAUUUUGAACAUGGUUCAGCACCAUUUCCUCAUGAAUCAGGAUCACGGACGUCACACUAUGAAGUGGACCGGGAUGGGCCUCCAGUUGGGAGAGGCGGCUAUCGUGGCUUCAACAGAGGAAGAGGUCGAAUGAUGCAUGGCUAUCGUGGAGGCCACCUACACCACCAGCCACCACCCCCAGGUUUAGGAAGAAAUGUUCAUAAUGGUAACCAGGCAGGAGCUAUAGAGGACCCUCUGGAAGCAUUUGAGCGCAUGUUAAGAGAAAAAGAUGACAGGGAUAGGAAGCUGCGGAAGACAAGGCGACCAUCUCGUUCUCGGUCUCGCAGUUUCACACCAAGAUCUCGUAGUACCAGCACACGCAGCUAUACGAGAUCACGUUCGCAUUCACGUACUCCACACAGUCCACGCUCUAGGACACCACGAUCUCGGACCCCACGUUCAAGGACACCCAGAAAAAGGUCGAGGACCAGAACAAGAACAAGGACGAGAACGCGAUCACGCACCAGGUCACGAUCAUUUACAAUAAGCAGGUCUCGUUCUCGUUCAUUCUCUCGCUCUCCAACACCAAGAGUACAUUCCCCACGUGAAAGAGAUUUCUCUCCAAGGAGAAAAGGGUCAUCUCGAUACCGCACUCCAACACGUUCUCCAGCAAGGUAUCAACGCCAGUUCAAAGACGCUCGUACAGAUUUCGAGGCAGCUCCAUACUUUGAGGGUGACUACCAGUAUGGGACAAGUGGCAGCAGGGGCCGUGGUGGUCGAUUCGGACAGAGAAAGGACUUCAACAAAGAUUAUUUUGAUCAGAACUACAGCAGGUUUGGCAGUGAUAACAGAUUUCCUGAACCUGCCUCUACCCGAGAAGUUCACCAUCGCAUUGAACCAUUACAUACUGUGCCAGCAAACAUAACACGAUUCAGUGCGCAAGCAAAUUACCGCCGCUAUGAUCGCUAUCCAGAUGUGGCUCCCCCAGGCACUGAGACAGAAUUGCCAACAUUGGUCUCAUUUGACAAGCCCCAACAGAGGUAUGACCGUGGCUAUGAAAGACAGCCUGGUUAUGAUAAUCGGCAACCACCUGAAGAAUUCUUAACACCACCUGGUGUGGACCAUCGUCAGCCGGAACCUAUGAACUACAUUGGUUCUACACGAGAUAGAGACACUACGGGUAAUAGGGAAAGAGAGGUUAUUCCUCCAGGUGUGCGUGAGCGAGAUGUUUUACCUGUGACACGUGAUAUAAAUAAUACAGUCACACGUGAGAGAGAAAUACCGGGAACAAAUGUAAGAAACAGGGACCGUGAUUUUGCUGUAAGAGAUAGAGACUGGGAUGUACGAAAAAGGGAUAAUGAAGUUCCAGUUGUCAGGGAUAGCAUACGUGCAGUUCGUGAGCAGGAUGUCAAUGAUAGAACUCGGGACAAGGACAGAGACAAUAACGAUAGGGAGAGAGUCCAUGACAGGGAUUAUUACGAAGCAGAUCAUCAUCGUUUCUACGAGUAUAAAUCCUUUGCAUACAAUUCACCUGACACCAAGAAGCGAAGGCAGUCAUCUUCACCUCUUAGGCACGGGGGUAGUAGGGAAAGGUAUUCAAGUGGUGAAAGACAUCACAAACAUGGUAGGAAUGGUAGCCAUGGUAACAGACGAAGAAAUAUGCAGCGUGAUGGAGGAAAGGAAAAUCACCAUUCAUCACAACAACCUCUUUCAGCUUUAGAUGUUACUCGUGAGAGGGAAAAAGAUCGUGAGAAGGAUCAACGGGAAAGAGUUCUUGUGGAAGUUAGGAAGGAACCGUCAGUGGAACAAGAAAGAGUGGAAAAAGAGAGAGUGGAAAAAGAGAGAAUUGAAAGAGAGAGAGUGGAAAAAGAUAGGGUGGAAAAAGAUAGAGCUGAAAAAAGUAGAAUUGAAAAAGAUAGAAUUAGAAAAGAGGAUAAAACUAAAAGAGAAGAAGACAAAGACAAGGAGAAGAAAAGUAAGGAGAAGAAAAAGAAAAAGAAAGAGAAAGACGGUGAUGGUGAUAGGAAGAAGAAAAAGAAACAGAAGGAAAAACGAGAUAUUCGGAAGGAAGGAAUUGAAGGUGGAAAGGGACAACAAAAGGUAAAAUAUGUAACUGAAAGACCAAUCAAAGUUGUUCACAAACCGGAACAUGAAAUUCAAGAAAAUUCAGAACUAUCGGAAUCCCACACUCCCGAAAAACCAUGUCCUGUAUUGCUUUCGAAACCACAACCAGUAGAAGAAAAAUCAAAACCUCUUCCCAUUAGUACUGUGAUCACAGAUAAGGCAAAAGGAGUAUUGCUUAGGUCCUUUGAUGCGCCUGCAUCAUCCACCAUUAUUGAUGGACUAUAUGCCGAUAUUGAUGAUGCUAGAAUUGAUGAUACUGUUGUGGCUAGAUAUGGCAAAGUCAUUCCAAAUGUAAAAGUACUUUCAGAAGCAGUAGAAACUAGCACUGAAGUUGCAGAGGCAUGUGAAGUUACAGAAAAUGAAGCAAAUGAGGUACAAACUGGAGAGAAUGUGAAAGAUGAUGACAGUGAUGCAAUAAAGAAAGAAGAAACGGAAUCCGAAUCUAAAGCAAUGUCAUCCUUAGAUACGGAUCAAACAACUGAGACAAGACCUAAUGUAAUGCUGGCUCCACUGCCAGAACCUUCGAAGUGGGAGCUUGAUGAGGAAAUUCCCAGUCAAACAUAUGAAGAUAAAAGUGGUGAUGAAAGAAUUAGCAAUUCUGCAUCUUCUGAAAAAUCAGGAAAAAUAGUUACAUCUGAAGUUCUAAAACGUGCUGAGAAUGCAAUUUUUCAGAAAGCAAUUAAUGCUAUUCGUCCCAUUGAACCAAUGAAGAAAUUACCUGCUGAAAGAAAGGUUUAUGCUGCCACAGAUAAAGAUAAAAGAAUUUCAGGAGAUACAGCUAUCUCAGAAUUAAUUGAUGAUAAGAGAAAGUUAAUGGAAAAAGAUGCACGUGAAGCAAGAAAAACAGCCAAUUCUAUACAGAUUACAAUACCCAUUGCAGGUCAUACAGAACGGUCUGUGGAAGUCUCUCCUGUGCAGUCAGUAGCAAAUAUUAGUAAGAGUAAAACUAAGUUAGACAGAUCUAAAUUUGCUUCUACAAGUUCAUGGGGUGAGGGAAAUGAAAACACUUCACCACAAAGGAUAUCUGCAAAAGAGCGUCUGGGAGCAAGAGUUGAUUCAGAAAUUACCAAAAGUAAGGAAGAUGGACGAGAUAAAGAAAGGCACGAUGUGCUUCAACAGGGCAGCUACAGUGAUAAAGAUGACAGACGACGGAAACUCUUAAGAAACAGGAGUAGGAGCGACAGCAGGGAAAAAGAAAGAAUAUCAAAACAUACCAGUAGAAAGGGGCUCAAGAGUGCCGUAGAGCGAAGACGCACUAUUUCCAGAUCACGAUCUAGGACGCCUCAUAUGAAACUGCAACCUAUUGAUCGUGGGAGAGAACUCAAGGAUAUGUCUCGUUACCCAGAUAUUUUAGACAGGAGAUAUGAGGUUCCUGUGGACCUACGAGAUCGUAAACAUUCUGAUACAAUUGAUUUACGAAGAAAAUAUGGUGAUGUAGACUCCAGAAGCAGAAGGGAGAGAGAAACUCGGGAACUACGAUAUGUGGACAAUGAUAGGGAAAGACGAUAUGUGGAGUCUACAAAAAGAACAGAUACUCGAGAACAGCGAGACAGACGAAAUGUGACACCUGAGAAAAGGAGAGAGCGAAGUUUGAGCAGGGAAAAAAGAAGUGAAAAAUUCAAGCAGAGGGAGGAAAGGGAGAAAGAAAAAUCUGUGGAAGGUGGUAAAGCAAAACACAAGACAAAGAGGAAGGGUAAGACACGAAGAUCUGGAAGUGAAAGUAGGAAUAGAAAGAAGUCUGUGUUUGAUAGGGAGUUAAAACGAAGCAAAAAGAGAGAGAAGAAACAUAAAAAAGAGAAAGUAAAGAAACACAAACAGAAAGUGGAGAAAGAGGAGAAGAAGGAUGAAGAUGAAAGUAUUGUGGAUAAAGAACCUCUGAGAGAAACAGAUCCACUGGCAUCAAAAGAUUUCAAAGCUAAUCCAUCUAACGAAAGUGAAAUGCAACAAGAAGAAGAAAAUUUGAAAACAACCAGUAACACAAACAAUUCCAAAACUGACACAGUUAGUGAGGUGACAAAAGAUAAAGCACGUAAAGGUCUCAGGAGAAACCCAAGACUUGCCAGUGACCGCAAAAAAUCAACUUUGGAUGAAGCCAAUUUUGAACCUGACUAUGAUGCCUCUUCAUCUGCUGAAAGUGAUGCGGAUGAAACAGUUGAAAUGGAAAAACGAGGUGAAACAGAUAGAAAGUCAGCUUCAUCAACAACGAAAGCAGAAUCACCACCAAAGAAACGAGAGAGAUCUGGUAGUAUUGAAGAUCAGUCUACUGGUUCUGAGAAGAAAAGACAGAAGGCAGAAAAGGAUUUUACUGAUGAAACAAAGAAGAAUGUUAAACCAACUAGCUCAAAAUCUAAUAAGAAAAGAGGACGUUCAGUCAGCAGUUCCAGAGAUGAGACCUCAGAUGAAGAUAGUUCUGAUGAGAGUUCCAGUUCUGUUACUUCUAGUAGCUCUGAGGAAGAAUCAUCAGACGAUUCCUCAUUCAAACGACAAAGAAAAAAGAAAUCACACCGUAGACGCCAUAGGCGCUCAAAGAAAUCAUCACGCCAUGCAGAAACGAGUAGUGAAAGUGAGUCAGAAUCAGAGUCCGAUGAUGGUUCUAGUAGUGAGUCAGAUGGUGGUAGGAGCAGAAAGACUCAAGGAAGAAGUAAAAGAAGACAUCAUCGCAACAAAGCUAAAACUUCAAAAAAGAAGAGGAAAUCAAAACAUCGAUAAAGAACAACUUCUUGAAGUGUGUAGAUAGUGUAAGUAUGUGAUAUUGUCAUAAGAAAAAUGUGCACUUUAAGACAGUAUGUUUAUGUAGACUAAAGUCUUAAGUAUGCAUGGAGUGCAAGAAGUGAAAUGUGUUUGUUAAUCCACUGUAGUAAAAUUAUUGGAAUUUGCUCAGUAUGUGAGCAAUUUAGUGAUACAGAAUGUGUCUCCAGCUGUUAGAAACAGUGAUACAUUCGUGGCUGGUAUUCAUUUCCUACAAUGAGGUACAUUGUAUAUAUGAAGAAAAGAGACAGAAAAUAUAUUUCCUUUGCUUACAUUAAAUAUGUGUUAUCAUUUUGUAUAGCACCACAAUUAUAAAUAAUUAAUGUAUAUGAUGUGCUCAGAAAUUCUGGGGAUACGUUAGAGGCAAAUAGAGAUCGUUAUUUUGUUUAAACCACUGCUUUCUAUGGAACUGAUAAGAUUUGUAUAUAAAUUACUUAAAGUACAAGAUUUGAAGUAAGAAGUGGAACUUUAAUGAUUUUGAACAAUUCUAGCUUAGUGUGCCUCGCUCAUUUGUAUUUAUCUGUCAGUCUCAUACUUUUUUUUAACAUACAGUUGUAUUUUUUUCUUAAUCUUUUUACUGCCACGGUGAUUUUAAGAGUCAUGCCUGUCCAUUCACAUAUACCAAUAAUAAUAUAUAACUGCAUCUCAGAUUUUCAUCAAGUUACAUUAUUUGUAAUAGUUUUCAGACUACACCUCCCGUUUUUCAUUGUGUCCGUAGUGGCUGUGCAAAGCCAAUACUCUGACACUUCACAAAUGCUGAAUGACUGUAGUUAUUUUUAUACACAUAUAUAUGCAUUUUCCCAUUUGCUUUAAUGUUUUCAUGUAGCUCAGGUCUUGCAAAUACUGAAAAAAUAUGUAUGGUUUUGUAUUUUUGUAUGUAAAAUGAGAAGACUGAACACAGAAAGUGGUUAGGUACACAAAAGGACAUAAAAUCAACACAGGAUAUGUACAUUGCCAAAAUUUAUGUUCUUCAAUAAACUGUAAGUUUGUCAGUAUAUAUAAA